AUGAAUAAGAGUAAUUUGGGGUCCAUCAGAAGCUCUGAUCUCAUUGAUGCCAAGCUUGAAGAGCAUCAGAUGUGUGGAUCCAAGCAGUGCCCCGGUUGUGGACACAAACUCGAAGGAAAGCCGGAUUGGUUAGGUCUACCAGCAGGAGUGAAAUUUGAUCCAACAGACCAAGAACUGAUUGAACACCUUGAAGCAAAGGUAGAAGGCAAAGACACCAAGUCUCACCCUUUGAUUGAUGAGUUCAUCCCUACAAUUGAAGGAGAAGAUGGGAUUUGUUACACCCAUCCUGAAAAACUUCCAGGAGUCACAAGAGAUGGCUUGAGCAGGCACUUCUUCCACAGACCUUCGAAAGCUUACACAACUGGGACAAGAAAAAGAAGAAAAAUCCAAACCGAAUGUGACUUGCAAGGUGGGGAAACAAGGUGGCACAAGACAGGCAAGACCAGGCCAGUCAUGGUGAAUGGCAAACAAAAAGGGUGCAAGAAAAUCCUGGUCCUCUACACCAACUUUGGGAAAAAUCGAAAACCCGAAAAGACGAAUUGGGUGAUGCACCAAUACCAUCUUGGGCAGCAUGAGGAAGAGAAAGAAGGAGAGCUUGUGGUGUCAAAGAUAUUCUAUCAGACACAGCCCAGGCAAUGCAACUGGUCUGAUAGAGCAAGCGCAACAACUGGUGAAGGAAGCAGUGAUAUCGUGCCUGCUAAUAGCAGAAGAGAUAGUGGCAGUGGGAGUUGUUCUUCUAAAGAAAUAAUACCACCCCAUUCUCAUUCUCAUUCUCAUAGAGAGCAUGACCAAAUGUCUGCAGUAGCAUCUGGAGUUGCAGCUGCUGCUCCUAUUUCAAGUUACAGUGCCAUGGACAUUCAUCAGUUGAAAUCAGACCACUUCAGCUUUGCCCCAUUCAGAAAAAGCUUUGAUGAGGUGGGGAUAGGAGGAGAGGCUUCAACAGCAAGGGAAGGACCGGCAUCCGGCACGUGCGAAGAGAUGAGAGGGGAACACCACCACCAGAGAUCAGUACCACAGCCUCAUCAUCAUCAUCAUCAUCAUAUGGCCCAUGAAGUAGUACCUGAUCACCAUCAGCAUGAUCAACAUCAACAACAGCAGCAGCAACUACAUCAUCAACAAAUUGCUACAGCUUUCCACAUCAGCCGUCCUUCACAUCCCAUUUCCACCAUCAUCUCUCCACCUCCUCUCCAUCACACCUCCAUCAUUCUCGACCAAGACUCUUACUCUCGAAUCAUGCUCCAAAAUGAAAAUUUCCAGGCGCAGCAACAACAACAACAACAACAGCAUCAUAAAAUGGGAGCAAGGUCUGCAUCUGGUUUGGAGGAACUCAUAAUGGGAUGCACCUCCAGCAGUAAUGUGAAAGAAGAGUCAUCCAUGCCAAACCCUCAAGAGGCAGAGUGGAUGAAGUACUCUUCCUUCUGGCCUGACCCUGACAACCCAGAUCAUCAUGGGUAG
Messenger RNA from Prunus armeniaca (apricot), 1455 nucleotides. Lineage: Eukaryota; Viridiplantae; Streptophyta; Magnoliopsida; Rosales; Rosaceae. The record is from the annotation of a GenBank genome assembly.